AUGUGCGCCGCUGCCGAUCCCGCUGCUAUAGGACCUGUCACUCCUCGCAUGAAGCAGCAGCCGCUGGCUGGCGCUCAACAGCCCGGCGGGCGCGCCGGCUGGCGACAGCGAGGGCGCGAGGCAGCACAGCAGGUCGACGAGGGUGUGCGUCGCGCCGAAGACCUCGUCGUAGCGGGUCACGGCACCCUUUGCCCGGGUUUGGUGCGGAAGCGAAGGGGACUGAGGUUGGCCGGCCGUGGCGGGGGCAGCGUCAGGACGGGGGUUACGCAGCUUCGUGAGGAACUGGUACAGGUCGAGCUGAAGGACGGUGAGCCUGUGCAAGAUCUGUUCGUGGCGCUCUUCGGGAAGGGCCCAGGUAGGAGGAGGGACCUCGUUGAUGUCAUUGUCGGUGGCAUCGGUCAUGCACAAGUUGGAUGA
Molecule: messenger RNA, 417 nt
Organism: Penicillium lagena
Lineage: Eukaryota; Fungi; Ascomycota; Eurotiomycetes; Eurotiales; Aspergillaceae
Exons: 2
Coding region: 1-417 (138 amino acids)
Source: RefSeq, a predicted model, not a curated record